AUGAAUACUUCAAAAAGUAUAUAUGAUCAACCUCUCAAUAAUUCAAUUUCAAAACAAAGGUAUACCUUUUCAAAAGCUCCUCGUGAAACCUAUUCAACUAAAUAAAUAAAUGGAUCUAUGUACAACCUUCCUGAUAGUUUAAGCAAGAGAAUGGCUGGAAUUGGUUUUGGCUCAAAACAUGAUUUUACAAAAUACGUUAAAUAGGUUCCUGCUCCAAACAAAUAUGAUAUCAAGAGUUUCGCUGAAUUGAACAUUGAAGAAAAGAAAGGAAUUCAAUUUGCUUUGGGCAGAGAAGAUACUUGGUUAUAAGGAAUAUGGGCAACUCUAACAUAAACCACUCCCCCUCCAGAUCGCUAUUAAAUACCAAGCACAGUUACAAGAAGACAGAAGUUUACUUUUGGGUAAAGAACGCAAUCAUUACAGAAGUUUAAUACUCCAGGACCUGGCAAUUAUGAGUAUGUGUAAGCCAUAACAUAAAAAGGAGUCUAUCCACUCUCUAAGUUUCAAAACUCAGGAGCCUGCAUCAUUGGAAAAGAUCAAGAGAGAUUUAAGACUUUCGGAGUAAAUGAUUAUCCUGAACCAGGCAGAUACUCGGUGGAGAAUACAAGUAUUAAUUAAUCAGGCAUUUACCCAAAGAAUGGGAUGAGAUCUGCAGUGCAAUAGACUUUUAGUAAGUCUACAAGGAAAGGACCUUAUGAAAUAAAUAAAGUCACCCCUGGUCCAGGAAGAUAUAAAAUGUUUUCAGAAUUUGAUUAAUGA
Paramecium tetraurelia is the source of this 759-nucleotide messenger RNA. RefSeq lists its product as uncharacterized. The transcript has 5 exons. The record is from RefSeq and is a predicted model, not a curated record. Lineage: Eukaryota; Ciliophora; Oligohymenophorea; Peniculida; Parameciidae.